AUGAGCAGCCACCGCCGCCACGCCCGCUCGCCGGCGGUGACGCCGCUGGACCAGGCCCAUGCGCUGGACGAUGAAGACCUCCUCGGCGAGAUCCUCCUCCGCCUCCCGCCGGAUCCCUCCUCCCUCCCCCGCGCAUCCGCCGUCUGCAAGCGCUGGCGCAGCCUCAUCUCCGACCCCGGCUUCUUCCGCCGCUUCCGCCUCCGCCACCGGCGCAACCCGCCCCUCCUCGGUUUCUUCGACAGGUAUGCCGGUCUGUCCUUCCUGCCUACUCUGGAGGCCCCCAACCGCGUCCCUCCCGGGCGCUUCUCUCUGGAGCACGACGACGACUUCGAGCGCUCCAUGUCCCUUGGAUGUCGCCAUGGUCUCUUCCUCAUCUUCCUUUCGAAGCCACGCCAGGUCCUGGUGUGGGAUCCCAUCACUGGCGACAAGCACCACAUUGCCGUUCCCGCCGCGUUUGCUACAGAGAAAACCCACGGCCUGGUCAACGGGGCGGUGCGGCGCCCUGCCGGAGAGGGCAAGCACUUCCAGGUGGUCUUGGCAGUGGCAGACGACAAACAACAAGCGCUCGCCUGCGUUUACUCGUCAGAGACAGGCCUAUGGGGAAAUAUCAUCUCAACACCGGUUCCAGACGAUGAUGAUGAUGGGAUUCCCCCAAUGGUUUACACGGAUGACGCCGUGAUGGCUGGAGAUUCCCUUUACUGGCAGCUUGCUGGGACAUCUGCAAUUCUGGAAUUUGAUUUGGUGAAGCAGAGCCUAGCUGUGAUAGAGGUGCCAAUGGAUACGUCUGGCGAGGACAAAAGCUUGAAGAUCAUGCGGGCCGAGGGCGGUGGGCUGGGUUUACUCUUAGUGUCAGAUUCAAACUCUACCGCCCAACUAUGGAAGAGGGAGACUGAUGGUGAUGGUGUUGCUUCGUGGGGGCUUGCAAAAACUAUUGAACUGGACAAGCUACUUUCGCUGAAACCAGAGGAGCAAGGGAUGCUAGUGGUACUGGGGUUUGCUGAGGAGAAUAAUGUGGUCUUUCUAUGGACAGUGAUCGGCGUCCACAUGAUCAACCUUGAUUCACUCAAGUUCAAGAAGCUUUUCAAAACCAACCACUUUACCCACUAUCAUCCAUUUGAAAGCGUCUACACUGCAGCAACAAGCGCUGGUGGUGGACAUGACGGGGCUGAGCUUUUGCUCAAUGCGUAAGAUGAUUGUCUGGUUGAAUAUGCUAUUUGAUCUACCGGUU
This is a messenger RNA of Lolium rigidum, 1228 nucleotides long. Its product is annotated as putative F-box protein At3g49980. The transcript is spliced from 2 exons. Lineage: Eukaryota; Viridiplantae; Streptophyta; Magnoliopsida; Poales; Poaceae. Gene Ontology annotation, molecular function: protein binding. The coding region runs from base 1 to 1188 and encodes 395 amino acids. The record is from RefSeq and is a predicted model, not a curated record.